AUGCCUCCUUGUGCCAAGGAAGCGAGGAAUGAUUUGCACGAGAUCUUGGUUGUGGCCUCUCCGCUGAGUCAGGCUCUUGGUUCUGAGAAGAGUGAUGUUGUUGACGUUGCAGUCGACAGGCUUGCAGCCCCUUUUGGUGAUGGAGUUGCUAUGUCAGGGUUGUUGCCUACGGUGCCCGGUGCCAUCGUUGCCAGAGAGUUAUGUUCAGAAAUCUGUCAUAGCGUCGGAUGCGGCGCGUGCUUCCAGGUACGGUGCAAGGACAAGAAGCUCUGCAGCGCGGCCGGCGCCAGGGUCGUCAUCACCGACCGCGCCAGGACCAAGUCGAACCGCACGGACCUCGUGCUGAGCAGCCCGGCGUUCGCCGCCAUGGCCCGCCCCGGCGUGGCCAAGCGGCUCGCCAGGCUCCGCGCCGUCGACGUCGAGUACAAGAGGGUGCCGUGCGAGCACGAGGGGAAGAACCUCGCGGUGAGGGUGGAGGACACCAGCCGCGCGCCCAACCAGCUUGCCGUCAGGUUCCUCUACCAGGGCGGCCAGACCGACAUCGUCGCCGUCGACGUCGCGCAGGUUGGUUCGUCGAACUGGAAGUUCAUGACACGGGACCACGGCCCGGCGUGGAGCACGAGCAUGGCGCCGCCGGGGCCGCUGCAGUUCAGGGUCGUCGUCACCGGCGGGUACGACGGGAAGUGGGUCUGGGCCGACAAGGAGGUGCUGCCUCGCCGGUGGCGCGCCGGCGAGGUCUACGACACCGGGGUACAGAUCACGGACAUCGCGCAAGAGGGCUGCUUUCCUUGCGACACGCAGGAGUGGAGGUGAAAGUGCGAGCCGAGUAAACAAACUUGUGCAACGAGCCAAAGAAGAAGCUGCCUCCUCGUUUUGGCUGGGGUUUCAGCGCACGACCACAACACUAGCAGAGAUUAGUUUACUGACUGUAGGGUCCUGAAUCCUGACCCCUCGGCAACUUCUGCUGCUGAAUUUUUUCCCUCUUCUUUUCCCUUUUGAUCUUUCCCCGACUCUUCUGUACAUAUACAUGAGCUGAUGACGUGAGGAUAAGUAAUUAGUAGCAUAGCAUCCCCGUGUCUAAAGAUGUUAUAGCGAGGAUCUAGCUUCGCCUGCUUGAACACAUCUGAAUAUCUGCUACUC
Molecule: messenger RNA, 1140 nt
Organism: Lolium rigidum
Lineage: Eukaryota; Viridiplantae; Streptophyta; Magnoliopsida; Poales; Poaceae
Product: expansin-like A1
Exons: 4
Coding region: 1-813 (270 amino acids)
Cellular component (GO): extracellular region
Source: RefSeq, a predicted model, not a curated record